CACCAACGUACACCUGCUGUUUUGACAGCAGCUUUACAAUUUAUUGUAGAAAAACCAAUGUAACAAUUAUGAGCCAUGUGCACACAAACACCCCAGAGGAGUUCAUUUUGCCCAAGUCCAAAUUUUUAUCUUAAAUCCUUAUUGACAGAUUAAUAUGACCACCCUUUGCUACAGACUGAAGUAAUGCAGAGGAAGGAAUUAAGUAAAAGUUGUACAAAUCUGCAUUGACUCAUUAUUAACUUAAUUGAAAUGGCUAGCGAGAACAACGGUACAAUCUUGCUAUCUCCAAUUGUCAAGUUUCCAUACUUUUAUAGGCUGAGUUUAGUUGCUAGCAAUACACAUGAAAAAAAUUAAACCUACUCAUACCUUGAAGGUGAGUUAACCACCAAAUUACAGUACAAACGUUCUAACUAAAAACGCGCCACCCUCUUUCUCGUUCUUAAAUAAAGUAUCUAGUUGGUAGGGUUUUUUUUCCAUGUUUUGAAGAGUCCAAAAGAAGCACACCGGCUUUAUAAUCGAACAACUCUACUCGGAGGUGCCAUGUGAUUUCGUAUUAUCGUGUUUUUUUUCCUUUAUCCGGUAAAGCGUCUACUGGAAAUGUAAAACGUAUAGGCGGUGGAUUGACCGGGACCAAAACACACGACCGUGGGAUGUAUUCCAUUGUGGAAUAUAAAGGUUUAAAAUCCAAUUAUCGUUGUGGAUAUUGUGACUCGGAGAAUGGGAAAGUAUCCACGGGUAAGUCCGAGAAGCUUAGCAGCAGGAUCGAAUUUUUAACGUGAAGCAUUUUCAACAGCGACAGCAACUUUGGGACCAAGGCUUCGGCAGUGAGUACAGGCCUGUGUCGCUCUCCACUUUUCACAAGACCGCUCCGAUCCAGCACCUCAUAACAACCUGGCGUACCAGCGAGAUCGUAUUUUCAUUCUGUAAUCAGCCCUCCACGAAUCGAGGGUUCUGAUUGUUAACCUUUUUGAAAAAAAAACUCAAAACAUCUUCAAUUUUAUUAAAGACACCUAUAAGAUUUCAAACCCAGCACGCAAUGUGUGCGCCUGAUGGGGCUGUUGUUUCCUGCACCUGUUGUUAGGUGCUCCAUUUAAAUAAAUAAAUAAAGACAGACAGACACGUUGAUGUUAUGGAAAAAUAACGCUGCCCACAGCUGGCAGCCUUUUCUGCAAGGGACCCCCACGCUUUGAACGCCUUUUCCCGAUGGAGGCGCGAGCACGGACCGCGGAUGCAGGAACAGAACGUGCGCGUACCCUCCCUUCUUCGCCCCGCCGCGGUCACUGAUUGGCCGUGCCAGCCUGGGUGCGCGCCUUGGCCUUAGCGACAGCUGGUUGACAAUCAUGGCCGGUGGCGGCGUACGCAGUAUCCUCGAGUAUUUCACCGCGGACGACGGUUAUAAAUGUGGCUACUGCAAGGGGCCCUCCAGCAGUUAUUCCAAUGGCAUGUGGGCUCAUACCAUGUCAGUCCAGGACUAUCAAGAUCUAAUUGACCGAGGGUGGAGGAGGAGUGGUAUGUAUGUUUAUAAACCCACAAUGAAUCGAACAUGUUGUCCUCAGUAUACAAUAAGGUGUCAUGCUUUGGACUUCAAACUUUCCAAAUCCUCAAAGAAGGUAUUGAAGAAAAUGACACGGUUUCUUUCUAAGGGAGAGGUAGCAAAAGGAACUGAUGUUGAACCCAUGGAUUCUCACAAUGAAGAUACUGGAAUUGAUCAUCCAGCUGUACCCCAUAACUCAGAAGUCAAUAUAGAUAUCGAGAAACCUUUGAAGAUUGUGAGCCUCGAAGAAUUACCUGAGUCUGCUGAAAUACAGGAAAAACCUCAACCAGAUGCUGCUAGUGAGGAAGGAGAAGCAGGACAAAAACAUGCAUCUUCAGAGACCAAUGUUUCCACUGAUUCAUUUAAAUGUACUCCUAAGCCAGGUAGAGGAGCAGAUCCAAAUAAACCACCUUGUCGCAAAGCAAAAGAUAUUCGGAGGGAGAUGAAACUGAAAAAACUGCUUCAGAAACAGCGGCAAAAAGAAAUGGUAGAUGUAUCCCAGCACCAAGAACCCUCUUCUUCCAACCCUCGCACUCACCCUCUGGAGCACCAUGCCACCCAAGUAAAUAAACCAAAAUCAUUGGAAGAAUUCAUUUCUGAGUCUUCAACUCCAGAUGCAGCCCAUAAGCUCGAGGUGAGACUAGUGAGGUCAUCUCCACCAAACUCCCAGUUCAAAGCAACUUUUCAGGAGUCUUACCAGAUCUAUAAACGGUACCAGAUGGCCAUUCACAAGGACCCCCCUGAUAAAGCAACUGAAUACCAGUAUACAAGAUUCCUUUGCGACUCGCCACUUCAGGCAGAGAAUCCAGUCGAUGGACCUGCUUCAGGUUACGGUUCAUUUCACCAGCAGUACUGGUUAGAUGGAAAGAUUAUUGCAGUCGGAGUAAUAGACAUUCUUCCUCACUGCACUUCCUCAGUGUACCUUUAUUAUGAUCCUGAUUAUGCAUUCUUGUCGUUGGGAGUUUAUUCUGCACUCAGGGAAAUUGCUUUUACAACCCAGCUACAGAUGACAGUUCCUAGUAUCCGUUAUUACUACAUGGGCUUCUACAUCCAUUCGUGUCCUAAGAUGAAGUAUAAGGGUCGGUAUCAUCCAUCUGAUUUGCUGUGUCCAGAAACAUAUGUCUGGAUACCUAUUGAAAAGUGUUGGACAAAGCUGGACCAGUCUAAGUAUAGUCGUCUCAAUGAGGACAUAAAUGCAGAAGAUGAAAAUAGCUUCCGAGACCUUCGUAAAGUUCUUGUACUGUACAAAAAUGCAGUGAUGCCUUAUAGCAUCUAUCAGAGACGAAAGAAGGGCAGAGCCGAUGAUGAAUCAGCAGUACGGCAAUAUGCAAGUUUGGUUGGACAGACCUGUGCGGAACGAAUGCUGCUUUAUCGAAGCUAAAAGCAUGACCCCAAGAAGAAAUUGAAUAACUUUGGAUAGCUAUGAAGAAAACGUGUCAACUUGUAUUGUUAUAAAACUGAUUACUGGUACAUCUUUCAAGACACCUCAAACUGGAAGUACUUUAUCUGCCCAGUGAUUGUUAAUCGGCCAGUGUGAUAGCUGUUUUGAUCACAGAACAGGCCACAAAUGAGAUACCAUUAUUUUAUAUAGUGUUGGUUUUGAAUAUAGAUUGAAUAUAUAUUUUGAAAUAUAUAUACAUACCUGGGAAAGUUAUAUAGGUCCAUGAUCCUUACAAUCUAUCUAACUGCCAGUUCCAGCGAUGUAGCUUUUCCUUCUGCUGUGUGCUAGCUUAAAUUAAAUGCUCCAGACCUAGAGAGUGGCUUAAUUUCACAUAUUUUGACCUUAUAAGUCAUACGACUUCAGAAACGAAAUCAUUAUUUUUGGACUAAUAGAGAAAAUUUGGUGAUGAAAGAGCAGAGACAGCCUUGCAAAAUAAAUAACUAGUAAUAGUACAUUAGGAAGGGGAAAGUUUUAUCAGAAUUGUCACUCCCGAUCAAUUUCAAUGAACCAUUCAGAAAAUUGCAAAUUUCUGGACAUUGUGUGAGGUGUUGAUCAAUUUUCAGGCCUUCCAUAGCAGAAUAGACAGCUACAAUGUGUCCUGUGGACCUCAAAACCUGAGGAAUUGCCACUUGGAUAGGUAUCAGAGGGUGGAUGUACUCAAGAUUGUACACCCAAGAGUUAGCACCUAUUUAUUUUGAAGAACGCUGAAGAAAAAAAGUUGCAAUCAUAAUAUAUUAUUUGCAUAUGUUGUAUAUGUUCCAUAUUUUGGUCAUAAUGAAAUCUUGAUCACUUUAGACUAUCUCAAAGAACUUAACAGUUAAAGAAGUAUCUUAAAUGCACACACUGCUACAGUGUCGUGAAAUCCAGGAGAGUGUGGCAUUUUACUUAAGAGCAAGAAUGUUACCUCUGAGCCAAAGCUGAAAACUGAUUAUAUAUUACAAUAGCCAUUUUUUGUUUUAAAGAGCUAAUGGGGCUUCAAAUGCUGUGUAAAGGUGUGUGCAAGCUGACUAAACCUACAUUAAGUAUUCUUGUAUAUUGUCCAGUGAGAGUUAUAUUAAAUCUGUUACUUAAUAAUCUGUUUUAAUGUACCAUUUAAUAAGCACAACACAGAUUUAAUUUAGCUUUUAAGUGAUUAUCAGUUGAUUCUUGCAAUUUUUGACUGCAUGGAUCAAACUAAAUUUCUCAAAACGGUUACAUGCAUUCAUGAUGUACAUAAUUCAUGAUACUCCAAAGUACCCAAAUUCAUUGACGGGAAAAAUAGGUACACAUGUCCAUCUAAAUUGCAUUUUGGCAAUCUGGAUGGAAGAAAAUAGAAAUGCAGGAAUAGUUUUCAAACUUAAUUUUCCCUGGUAUUGUGCCAAAUAAAAUGACUGAAUUUGCAUAAGUACUAAUAAUUUGAAGUGAAUAUAUAUUUAUAAUCCAUUUAAGGGAAUGUGUGAUGUGGUGUAUUAGAACAUUGAAAACCACUCAAACAGAAGUAAAAUGCAAUCUGGUCCAAUCUGGUGGGCAAAGGUCUAGAAUCAUAGAAUCCCUACAGUGUGGAAACAGGCCCUUCGGCCCAACCAGUCCACACCGACCCUCGGAGCAUCCCAACCAGACCCAUCCCCAUAACCCACCUAAGCUACACAUCCCUGAACACUACGGGCAAUUUCACAUGGCCAAUCCACCUAGCCUGCACAUCUUUGGACUGUGGGAGGAAACCGGAGCACCCAGAGGAAACCCACGCAGACACGGGGAGAAUGUGCAAACUCCACACAGACAGUCGCCCAAGGGUGGAAUCAAACCCGGGUCCCUGGCGCUGUGAGGCAGCAGUGUUAACCACUGAGCCACCGUGCCGCCCUAAAAGUCUUAGGUCAUGCGAAGCUCUGAACAUAGAUCUUGCAUUGCCACACUCAUUCAGACCACAGGGUUAGCUUCCGUGGGAUAUGAGGUUGUGGCUGAGAGAAUCUUUAACCUGGAUUUUAAAUAAAUUGGUAUCACCAAAAAUGAUACAAGUCCUCCAUGCUAAUGUGCUGUGCUUUUUUUCUUUAUUCAUUCAUGGGAUGAGGGUGUCGCUGGCUAGGCAGCAUUUAUUGUCCAUCACUAAUUGCCCAGAGGGCAGUUAAGAGUCAACCACAUUGCUGUUCGUCUGGAGUUACAUGUAGGCCAGACCAGGUAAGGAUGGCAGUUUCCUCCCCCAAAAGGAUAUUAGUGAACCAGAUGGGUUUUUCUGACAAUUGACAAUGGAUUCACGGUCAUCAUUAGAUUGUCAAUUCCAGAUAUUUAUUGAAUUCAAAUUCCACCAUCUGCCAUGGCGGGAUUCAAACCCGUGUCCCCAGAACAUUAUCUGGGUCUCUGGAUUAACAGUCCAGCAAUAAUACCACUAGGCCAUCACCUCCCCGGGAGGUAGGCACUACAUCACUGGAAUAGCAUUGCCGGUAAAGAACAAAAAAUUAAUUUGUUUUGAUUAGAAAUAUGAGAAGAGUAGAAUCCUGUAAGGCUUUGUAAAUACUGCAGCCAACGUCAAACUAAUACUGUGUUUCCUACACAGCAGGGUAAGCGUUGGUUCUCUCAGUGAUAAAGAUGAUGGAUGUACAUGCCUGGCAAUCUAAGAUUCAUAGUCAUGGUGACAGGAAUAUGAAGAAGGAGACUCUGUAAUAUUAUAAAACUAAGAUGGGAAGAGAUUUCAUGCAACUUUUUUUAAGUACUGUUCUGAGAUUUGCUUCCUGUAUAGGUUUGAAACUUAAAAAAAAACGCUCCAUGCAUUAACUUAUUGCUACAUGGUCAUGAAAGUGCUACAGCAAACCAAAUAUGGAAAUUUAACAUGGUGUGUAAUAAAUGGAUGAUGAGCAUCUGUCCAAAUAUUAUGAUGUGCCAAUACUUUUAAAUUGUUGCAUUAUCUUAAAAUGGUGUUUAAAGCUACCACUUUAAUCUGUGGUUCUCUCAGCCAUUCAAACAUUCUACUUGUUCUGUCCCUAAUUCAGGUGAAUAAAAAAGUCAGUCCAGAACAAUCUGAUUCCUUAUUUAACUGAAGUUAUCAUUCUGUCCCUCUUGGAAUGAAAAAUAAGAAGUUGCGGUUUCUUCCAGUGACGGACUAGUAGUUGCCAGUCUCUCUGGUGGUCAGUUUGGAGGUGGUUUUCCAUUAAUAACCAGCUGGUCAGAUGAGAGCACUUUUGUAAGAUUCUUCAUACAAUCAGGGUUUUUAAAAUUGACAUUGUGCAUAAAAAUUAGCAAUUCAUAAUCCUCCAUCUCAGCUUGCCCUUUCUAGAUCAUUAUGCUACAUUUUCGGGUGUUGGAAUUAUGAUUGAACACAUGAUCAAGGGAUAGAUUGUAUAUCACACAAAGUGUCUUCUAUUCCCUUGUGUUUGUUGUACAAGUGCCUUCUACAAAUGGUUACUUUUAAAUUAUUUAUUUCAUGAAAUAGGAAAUAUGUGGUGGGUUUAUACCUAAAGUUGAUAUGUAGCACAUUGCUUCAAGUAAAAUAUCUUCCUGUUAAGACCUUAAAUCCAGGUGAUUCACUUAUGCACUGCAAUUUUGACAUCACAUGUCUUUAUUGUGAAUAAUAAUUCUAAACCAGGUACUGUUAUAGGUCCAUAUAAUUAUUCGUGUUAAAUAUUCAUUAACUGCUAUGUUUCAGUUUCUUGAUAUGAAUUGAAUAUUUUCUUAUGUUAAAUUAAAACAUUUAACAUAAGUCAUUUUCAUUAAUCAUUUGGCAUUGUUCAGCAAGUGUGUUACUGGAUGAGAUUGUCAUUAUUUUAAAAGUAUUGUUGAGUUCAAUUAUUUGUUAAAUCUAACAUGUAGCAAUUGAUUAAUAAAAACUUACACUCUCUGACAACAG
Molecule: messenger RNA, 6792 nt
Organism: Rhincodon typus (whale shark)
Lineage: Eukaryota; Metazoa; Chordata; Chondrichthyes; Orectolobiformes; Rhincodontidae
Product: arginyl-tRNA--protein transferase 1
Exons: 13
Coding region: 1341-2915 (524 amino acids)
Biological process (GO): protein arginylation
Cellular component (GO): cytoplasm
Molecular function (GO): arginyl-tRNA--protein transferase activity
Source: RefSeq, a predicted model, not a curated record